AUGAAGAAUUUAAUUGUUUGCAUUGAUUGUCAUGUUUCUAUGAAGUACAUUUCUCUAAUAAAAAACCAAGAAAUUACUGUAAGUUUUCCUUUGGUUUUGAAAGUCCGUAAAGAAGCUAUGAAUUCCUUGAGUGGCAAUGGUUCUGAAAAAGGAGGAAUGGUUGCAACAGUAGAUGCUGCAAAUUCGACUGCUUUGGAGAUGUUUUUUACAGUGUAG
Molecule: messenger RNA, 216 nt
Organism: Prunus armeniaca (apricot)
Lineage: Eukaryota; Viridiplantae; Streptophyta; Magnoliopsida; Rosales; Rosaceae
Source: the annotation of a GenBank genome assembly